CAGCUCCCGGCAGGCCCCGCGCGAGGACGAGGCGCUGACGUGGCCGGAAGUGGAGGCGCUGAGCAGCGCGGAGCCAGGUCGAGAGGCGCAGUCACCCCGGGUCCGUGAACAUGCUGAAGGCCGUGAUCCUCAUCGGGGGGCCGCAGAAAGGGACUCGCUUCCGGCCCUUGUCCUUCGAAGUCCCGAAGCCGCUGUUCCCAGUGGCCGGGGUGCCCAUGAUCCAGCACCACAUCGAGGCCUGCACCAAGGUUCCAAGCAUGAAGGAGAUUCUCCUUGUGGGCUUCUACCAGCCCAACGAAGCCCUGAGCCGCUUCCUGGUGUCUGCACAGCAGGAGUUUAAAAUCCCCAUCAGGUACCUGCAGGAGUACGCGGCGCUGGGCACGGGCGGCGGCAUCUACCACUUCCGGGACCAGAUCCUGUCAGGCUGCCCCGAGGCCUUCUUCGUCCUCAACGCGGACGUGUGCUCGGAGUUCCCCCUGCCGGAGAUGCUGGCCUUCCAGCAGCAGCGUGGAGACCCGCACAGCUUCCUCAUGCUGGGCACCACGGCCAACAGGAAGCAGUCCCUGAACUACGGCUGCAUCGUGGCCAACACGGAGACGUGUGAGGUCCUGCACUACGUGGAGAAACCCAGCACCUUCGUCAGCGAGAUCAUCAACUGCGGCAUCUACCUGUUCACGCCGGCCAUCUUCCAGCACAUCGGCGAGGUCUUCCAGAGGACCCAGCAGGAGCUUCUCCUGGGCACUUGCCUUGGGGAGGAGAGCCCCAACGGCUGGCAGCGCGCCGAGGUCAUCCGGCUGGAGCAGGACGUCUUCACGGCGCUGGCCGGGCGCGGCAAACUCUACGUCUACAAAACCGACGGCUUCUGGAGCCAGAUCAAAUCGGCCGGCUCUGCCAUCUACGCCAGCCGCCUCUACCUGAGCCAGUACAGCCAGUGCCACCCGGAGAGACUGGCCCCAGACGGCCCCGGGGGGCCCACCAUCCGAGGGAAUGUGUAUAUCCACCCGACGGCGUCCAUCGACCACAGCGCCGUGCUGGGCCCCAAUGUCUCCAUCGGGAAGGGGGUGACGGUGGGAGCCGGCGUGCGUGUGCGUGAGUCCAUCAUCCUGCACGGGGCGUCGCUGCAGGAUCACACCUGUGUGCUCAACAGCAUCGUGGGCUGGGACAGCACCAUCGGGCGCUGGGCCCGGGUUGAGGGGACGCCCAGUGACCCGAACCCCAACGACCCCUACGCCAGAAUGGACAGCGAGACCCUCUUCAGGGACGGCAGGCUCACGCCCUCCAUCACCAUCCUGGGCUGUAACGUCACCAUCCCCGCGGAGGUCGUGAUCCUCAACUCCAUCGUCCUGCCCCACAAGGAGCUGAGCCGCAGCUUCAAGAACCAGAUCAUCCUGUGAGGGGCCAGUGGAGCGGCGGGACGGGCCCGGCCGGGAGCUGGGGACCGACUGGGCCUGGCGGGACGGGCCCGGCUGCAGCGCAGGUGACUGACCCCAGCCCGUGCGUGGCUCAGUUCCCCCUGCAGGCCGGGCCCUGGGCCCCUCCAGCCACUCCCUAGACAGACACUAAAUCUGAACGAGGCCCUGCGUCAGCCCCUGCCUGGCUCGGCCCAGCCCAGAAACCACCUCCCUGGGGUGUCACAGCCCAGCCGAGCUGAAGCCAGCCGCCCCCCGUGGGUCCAGGCCAGGCGUCUGGCUGGGUUUGCCCAGCCCCAUGAGCCCCCCGGGCCGGGGGUGUGUGUGCUGGGAGGGGGCUGUCGCAUCUGCACCAUCCUUGACCUGCCCCUGCAGCGUUAAAGUGUGAAGUCUCGGGGGGGGCUGGGAUGGCUGCAGGGGCCAGCAAACAGCAUCUGGCCGCGAGACCUUCCCCGAGCAGGAGGUGAAGGAAUCCGGCCCACGGCGAGUCCCGGUCAGCGUCCGCACACGGAAUCGCAGCAGAAAUGGAACAGGCCCUUGUGGGGUUAAAACACCAGGCUGGCAGGCGCCCCCUGGGCUGGGAACGGGGGGGAACCUGGGUGAGGAGAGCAGGUCAGGCCCUUGGGGGUGGGGAGAGGGGUGCUGCCCCACGGCCCAUAGACCCACAUGGGAAGGCAGCUACCUAACCCCGCCCCGCGCCGUGCAGUGAGAGACAGAGCGAAGCCUGGCACGUGGGGCCCACAGGGCAGCCAGAGACCCUGUGUGACGCAGUAGGGAGCGGGGGGAUGGGAGAGCAGGGGUGACUUCACUUGGGGGAUGAUACCUGAGCCUGUAACUCAGGGGUCGGCACCCUAUGGCCCGGGGGCCGAAGGCGGCACG
Mauremys mutica (yellowpond turtle) is the source of this 2288-nucleotide messenger RNA. RefSeq names its product GDP-mannose pyrophosphorylase A (gene GMPPA). Gene Ontology annotation, biological process: biosynthetic process. Gene Ontology annotation, cellular component: cytoplasm. Gene Ontology annotation, molecular function: transferase activity. The record is from RefSeq and is a predicted model, not a curated record. NCBI's taxonomy places the organism in Eukaryota, Metazoa, Chordata, Testudines, Geoemydidae. The coding region runs from base 111 to 1394 and encodes 427 amino acids. The transcript has 14 exons.